AUGUCUGCUGUUGAUCUCGCCAGGAGUAUUAAGAAAGCUUGCUCGAUCGAGGAAGUGGAGCCGAAAAGGAAGCAUGUUAGAGCUUGUAUUGUGUAUACUUGGGACCACCAAUCUGCUACGCAGUUCUUCUCUAUCUUGAAGAGCGUUCCGCUGGCACCGAGUGAAAUUCAAGUGUUUAAAUGUCUGAUUGUGGUUCACAAGGUUGUGCAAGAAGGUCAUCCAACUGCGUUGCGGGAAGCGAUUAGGAACACUGAGUGGAUUAGGUCGCUUGGCAGGGUUCCAAGCAAUGAAUACGGGCGCUUGAUCCAGAGAUACGCCAGCUGUAUAUGCGAGAAACUGAUGUUCCAGGCGUCGCACCGGGGAUUCGAUGGCGGUAUGUUUGAAUACAAGGAAUAUACGUCGCUGGCUGUUGUUUCGGAUCCUGACCGCGGAUACGACACGCUUUGGAGUCUGAUGGAUUUGCUGGAGGAGGUUAUGGAGACGUGCAAACUAAUGCUGGCCUCUAUGGGACGGAGACGGAAGGCGGAGCUGGUUGUUGCGGCGGUAGUGCCGUUGGUGACGGAGUCCUACGGGAUAUUCAAGUUCUGUACGGCGAUGCUGAGAGCUUUAACGCAGGAGAUUGACGACCACGCAGCAUUAGAGCAACUGAGUGAGCGCUAUCGUAUGCAGCACAGAGAUCUUUUUGAGCUUUAUGCUGAUUGUUCUUCGAUCAAGUCACUUACUUCGUUAAUCAGCUUGCCAAAGUUACCACCAGAACCAGAGUCGUUUGAUAUGACUGACAAGACACCCUUGGAGAGAGCAAAGGUGCUUUCAACAGACCAGAGACUUGCCAUUCAUCUUGCUCUUCAAUCAAUUAAUCAUAGCCGAGAGCCAGUUUCGUUUUACUCCGUUUCCCAGCUUGCCAAUGAGAUAGCCGUUUCGGCAGAGCCCUCAAUUCCAGCCAUCAUCCGGUUGACACAUCAAGUAACAACAUUGCUACAGCGCAACCCGUCCCCACUCCUCGCCCAAGCUUCUCAACUCUACUUCCAAGCAUUACUUUCCCCCUCCCAACAAGACAUCAUCAAUGCAAAUACAAAUCUACAAAAUCUUUUAAUUAACUCUCCCGCUCAUAUCUUUGAUCCACCCACUCCACAAACCCACACUUCGGCUUGA
This is a messenger RNA of Torulaspora globosa, 1152 nucleotides long. It is a transcript of the gene SLA2, whose product is annotated as Sla2p. Bases 1 to 1152 code for a protein of 383 amino acids. Gene Ontology annotation, biological process: clathrin coat assembly; actin filament organization; endocytosis. The transcript has a single exon. Gene Ontology annotation, molecular function: clathrin light chain binding; actin filament binding; phosphatidylinositol-3,5-bisphosphate binding. Gene Ontology annotation, cellular component: actin cortical patch; clathrin-coated vesicle. NCBI's taxonomy places the organism in Eukaryota, Fungi, Ascomycota, Saccharomycetes, Saccharomycetales, Saccharomycetaceae. The record is from RefSeq and is a predicted model, not a curated record.